Messenger RNA from Pyricularia grisea, 1275 nucleotides. RefSeq lists its product as uncharacterized. Bases 1 to 1275 code for a protein of 424 amino acids. The transcript has a single exon. The record is from RefSeq and is a predicted model, not a curated record. NCBI's taxonomy places the organism in Eukaryota, Fungi, Ascomycota, Sordariomycetes, Magnaporthales, Pyriculariaceae.
AUGCACCACUUUUUCAAAGGCCAGUUUUUCGAUUUCGAAGUGUGCCGCAUUCUCGGCACCGCAGUCUAUGGCGGGGCCGAUGUGGCCGAAGUGCUAGAAGCCGUCGGCCAGAUCAGAGAUGGGGACCCGGUCAGCUGGGCCCGGGCGUGGGAGAUACAAGCGGAGCGUGCCCUCAUGCUCGCCGAGGAGGCGCGCAAGAGCGGUGACCGCGCAUCGGCUCGUGACGCAUACCUGCGCGGGUCCAACUACACACGCGCCAGUGGCUACAUGCUCACCGGAGACGGCCCAAACAGUCCCGAUCCAAGGUCAAAGGAAAUAGUCCAGCGUGUACAAGUAAUCUUCCGCAAGGCCGCCGCUUUGUUCGAUAAUCCUGUCAAGUUUCUCGAAAUUCCCUUUGAAGGCGGCUUGAAGCUACCGUGCAGCCUUUACCUGCCAUCGCCAGAGAGACGCCUCCCGGGAAAGAUCCCCAUCCUUAUUAGUGGUGGAGGCGCCGACGCCCUGCAGGAGGAGCUGUACUACAUGCAUCCUUCUGCUGGGCCCGAUUUGGGAUAUGCAGUCCUGACUUUUGAAGGACCUGGGCAGGGCAUUAUGCUCCGAAAACAUGACGCCAAAAUGCGCCCAGACUGGGAGGUCGUGGCGGGUGCUGUAAUCGACUUUAUUGAACAGCUUGCCAGAUCCCAGCCAGAGUUGGAGCUCGACACAUCGCGCAUCGCCUUCUCUGGCUGUUCUCUGGGCGGGUACUUUUCCCUCCGUGCUGCGGCAGAUCCACGGGUCAAGGCUUGCGUGUCGCUAGAUCCAUUGUAUUCAUUUUGGGAUUUCGCCAUGGAGCAUGUAUCUCCUACAUUUAUCAACGCAUGGGAGGCCGGCUGGCUGAAGGAUGGCGCGGUGGACGCCUGCGUACGCAUGAUGAUGGCAAUGUCGUUCCAAAUGCGGUGGGAACUGAGCAUUGCCGGAACCUUCUUUGGUCAAACAUCGCCUGCACGCAUCAUGAAGGAGAUGAAAAAGUUCUCACUGGCCGGCGGCUACCUGAGGCGAGUCCAGUGUCCUGUGUUGGUGUCGGGAGCCUCUCACUCGCUUUACCUUGAGGGAAACCACCACACAAUGCGCAUUUACAACGAGUUGGUAAACCAUACAAAAGGAAACAAGCAGCUGUGGUUGACGGCAACCCCGGGACAGGGUUCGCUGCAGGCAAAGAUGGGAGCCUUGCGCUUGGCGAACCAGAAAACAUUUAAAUUUCUCGAUGAGCAGUUUGGAAUUGAGCGACCCCAGCUUUAG